Amborella trichopoda is the source of this 3695-nucleotide messenger RNA. RefSeq names its product valyl-tRNA synthetase / valine-tRNA ligase (VALRS) (gene TWN2). NCBI's taxonomy places the organism in Eukaryota, Viridiplantae, Streptophyta, Magnoliopsida, Amborellales, Amborellaceae. Gene Ontology annotation, molecular function: aminoacyl-tRNA deacylase activity; valine-tRNA ligase activity; ATP binding. The record is from RefSeq and is a predicted model, not a curated record. Gene Ontology annotation, cellular component: cytosol. Gene Ontology annotation, biological process: valyl-tRNA aminoacylation.
UUUAGCGUGUGGCCUGAACCACGGAAAAGAAAAGCAGUGCGCCUCUCAAAAGCUCACUACUCUCUCUCACCCCCUGUGUCGUCUUCCUCGACUCUGCUCUUCGCUCUCCACUAUUAUCGCGGUCUUUCUCAAACGAGAAUCACUUCUGAACUCUAAUCAUCUUCAACAAGAUAAUUUGUUACUAAAGUAUUGAAGAGGAAUAAUACCUCAUACUAAAGAAGAUUAUUGACAAGUCUCCUUAGAAGGAAGACUCCAAAGAAGCGACUAGCUAACAAGGUUUUCUAACAUUUUGGGUUCUUUAUCCGGGCAUCAUGGCUCAGAGAGAGGAAAAAGAGCACCCCAAUGGAGCUAAAGAAGAAGAUUUGGAAAGGAAAAAGAAGAAAGAGGAAAAGGCGAGGGAAAAGGAGAUGAAGAAGUUGAAGGCUGCCCAGAAAGCAGAAGCAGCAAAGGCCCAGGCCCAAAAAGGACCAAAUACUUCCAAGAAAAAUGAACGCAAAGCCCUUAGAAAAGAUGCUGAAGAUGAGAACCCUGAAGAUUUUGUAGACCCUGUGACUCCACAUGGCGAGAAAAAGAGACUUUCUCGUGAGAUGGCCAAGCAAUAUAGUCCUAUUGCUGUGGAGGCUGUAUGGUAUGCAUGGUGGGAAAAGUCAGGUUUCUUUGUGGCAGAUGCUAAAAGCAGUAGGCCUCCAUUUGUAAUUGUUCUGCCACCACCAAAUGUGACAGGGGCAUUGCAUAUUGGGCAUGGUCUUACCACUGCAAUUCAGGAUACCAUCAUUAGGUGGCGGAGGAUGAGUGGUUAUAAUGCUCUUUGGAUUCCUGGCAUGGACCAUGCUGGAAUAGCAACACAGGUGGUUGUAGAGAAGAAGAUUAUGCGAGAAAGGCAUGUCACUAGACAUGAUGUUGGAAGGGAGCUUUUUGUGGCUGAGGUGUGGAAGUGGAAGGAUGAAUAUGGUGGCACCAUAUUGAAUCAGGAGCGCAGGCUUGGGGCAUCCCUUGACUGGUCUCGAGAGUACUUUACGAUGGACCAAAACCGAUCAAGGGCUGUGACUGAGGCCUUCGUAAGGCUGUACAAGAAAGGCCUAAUUUAUAGGGAUCAUCGUCUAGUAAAUUGGGACUGUAUCUUGCGGACAGCCAUCUCUGACAUUGAGGUGGACUAUAAGGACAUUAAAGAGCGAACACUUCUGAAGGUUCCUGGAUAUGACAAUCCUAUCGAAUUUGGUGUUUUGACUUCUUUUGCAUAUCCUCUAGAUGAGGGAAUGGGUGAUAUAGUUGUUGCAACAACAAGAGUGGAAACAAUGCUUGGCGAUACUGCUAUUGCUGUACAUCCUGAAGAUAGAAGGUAUACUCACUUGCAUGGGAAAUUUGCAGUUCAUCCUUUCAAUGGGAGGAAACUUCCCAUCAUUUGUGAUGCAGAGCUUGUUGAUCCGGAAUUUGGAACAGGUGCUGUUAAGAUAACCCCAGCUCACGACCCAAAUGAUUUUGCUGUUGGAAAACGUCAUAAGCUUGAGUUCAUUAACAUCUUCACUGAUGAUGGGAAAAUCAAUAGCAACGGGGGUUCUCAGUUUGAAGGGAUGCCACGAUUCAAAGCUCGUGUGGCUGUGAUUGAAGCUUUACAAAAGCAGGGACUUUGCAGAGGUGCUCAAAAUAAUGAGAUGCGCCUUGGAAUCUGUUCAAGAACUAACGAUGUUGUGGAACCAAUGAUAAAGCCACAGUGGUUUGUUGACUGUGCUGACAUGGCAAAAGAAGCUUGUGAUGCUGUUACUGAUGGAAGAAUUGAGAUCAUCCCGAAACAAUAUGAAGCUGACUGGUUCAGAUGGUUGAAGAACAUCCGAGAUUGGUGCAUUUCUAGGCAACUUUGGUGGGGCCACCGUAUUCCAGCUUGGUAUCUAACCCUGGAAGAUGACAUGAUAAAGGAAUUUGGGUUCUACAAUGACCACUGGGUCGUUGGGAUAAAUGAAAAAGAAGCUCAGGCAGAGGCUAAUAACUUGUUCCCUGGGAAGAGGUUUUAUCUUGCACAGGAUCCAGAUGUGCUGGACACUUGGUUUUCAUCUGGACUUGCUCCUAUUUCUUCAUUGGGUUGGCCAGAUGAUACGGAGGACAUGAGGGCAUUUUAUCCAACUUCUGUUCUUGAAACUGGGCAUGACAUUCUCUUUUUCUGGGUUGCUAGGAUGGUUAUUCAAGGAAUGAAACUAGCUGGGGAUGUACCUUUUAAACAAGUGUACUUGCAUCCUAUGAUACGUGAUGCGCAUGGCCGAAAGAUGUCCAAGUCCUUAGGAAAUGUGGUUGACCCACUUGACGUGAUAAAUGGAAUUACCUUGGAGGGUCUGCAAAAAAAGCUGGAGCAGGGUAACUUGGACAAAAAUGAGUUGCUCGUUGCAAGAGAAGGACAGGUGAAGGACUUCCCCGGUGGAAUUGCUGAAUGUGGAGCAGAUGCUCUUCGUUUUGCCCUUGUCUCAUACACUGCUCAGUCAGAUAAGAUAAACUUGGAUAUUCAGAGAGUAGUUGGGUAUCGUCAAUGGUGCAAUAAGUUAUGGAAUGCCAUCCGCUUUGCUAUGAGCAAACUGGGAAGUGAUUAUAUCCCUCCUGAGAAGCUGGUGAUAGAAUCUUUGCCCUUCAGUUGCAAGUGGAUAUUAUCAGUUCUGAAUGGAGCUAUAUCCAGAACCAUUUUAGCCCUUGAGUCUUAUGAUUUCUCUGGUGCGACUAGUGCUGUUUACUCCUGGUGGCAAUACCAACUAUGCGAUGUGUUCAUUGAAGUUAUUAAACCUUUGUUUACCUCUGAUUUGAAGUCAGAGUCCUUAAAGAAGGCAACAAGAGACACAUUGUGGGUUUGUCUUGACAAUGGUUUGCGUCUGCUUCACCCUUUCAUGCCAUUUGUCACAGAAGAGCUAUGGCAGCGCUUGCCCCAACAUGCUGGGAGUAUAUCAAGAAAAGAGUCAAUUAUGAUGUCUGAUUACCCAUCUGUUGUAGAGGAAUGGACUAAUGAAGAAAUUGAAAAUGAGAUGAAUCUUAUCGAAUCAACUGUAAGAUCAAUCAGAUCACUCCGGACGCUGUUGCCUCCAAAUGAAAGGCAUGAAAGGCGACCAGCUUUUGUUCUGUGCAAGACAAAUGCAGUGGCUGGUAUCAUUAAACAACAUGAGUUGGAGAUUUCAACCCUGGCAACCCUAUCAUCUAUAAAGGUUUUAACGGAAAAUGAUGCCACCCCAGUGGGGUGUGCAGUUAACAUUGUGAAUGAACACCUCUCUGUUUAUCUGCAAGUACAAGGAUUUUUAAAUGCAGAAGCUGAACGCGAAAAGCUCAGGAAAAGAAAGGAGGAACUACAAAGACAUCAGGAAAACUUGGCACAAAGGAUGUCAGCUCCUGGUUACGAGGAAAAGGUUCCCCAGCACAUUCAGGAGGACAAUGUUGCAAAACUAAAUAAGCUUAUGGGAGAACUCGAGAUUGUGGAGGAAGCUCAGGCUAACUUGGAUCAUACGCUUGCAGAUGGAAACUGAGGAUGCUGGGGAUUGAAACCACUAACAAUUGUUUCCACAGUAGUCGGUUGCAUCCCCAUUCUUGACUAUUUUGUUCAGAUUUUGUCCUUAAUUUGAGAAUAAUUAUUUUUCCAUUCUUUGAUGAUUAUGAACAAUUAUUAUUGUACCAGAGUAGUAAAUUAUUUACCAAGUAUAUCUAUUGGGAAAAGAUUUUUGAUUGUCUGA